This is a messenger RNA of Exophiala viscosa, 1242 nucleotides long. RefSeq names its product glutathione S-transferase, variant. NCBI's taxonomy places the organism in Eukaryota, Fungi, Ascomycota, Eurotiomycetes, Chaetothyriales, Herpotrichiellaceae. Bases 115 to 951 code for a protein of 278 amino acids. The record is from RefSeq and is a predicted model, not a curated record. The transcript has a single exon.
UCUGAGAUCAUGACCAAUACUCAUACGCCAUACUGACUCUAUGUAGGUCCAUAGUCAAUCUGCAUUAUUCAGCCCUGAGAUUUUCCUACAAAACCAGAGUAUAUAGUUGAACAUAUGAACAAACUCACCCGUACCCUGUCUAGCACACUUCCCCGCUUACAGCAACAAGCGCAACAUCUUGCCACCAUGUCUUCACGACCAGAUAUCACCCUAUAUACAGACGCUACGCCCAAUGGAAUCAAAAUCUCCAUCGCCCUCGAGGAGCUCGGUCUGCCGUAUAAAACUGAGCACAUCAACAUCUCGACCAACAAGCAAAAAGAGCCGUGGUUCCUGGAAAUCAACCCGAAUGGUCGCAUCCCAGCAAUAACCGACACCUUCAGCGAGGGGCAGAAGAUCCGAAUAUUCGAGGGUGGCAGUAUCCUGCAAUACCUCGCCGAAGAAUACGACAAGGACCACAAGGUCAGCUACCCCAAGGGCAGCCGCGAGUACUACGAGGUGAACAACUGGUUGUUCUUCCAGAACGCUGGUCUGGGCCCUAUGCAGGGCCAGGCCAACCAUUUCGUGCGGUACGCACCCGAGAAGAUCGAGUAUGGCGUCAAUCGUUAUGUCAACGAGACGAGGCGUCUGUACGGUGUGCUGGACAAGCAUCUCCAGUCCUCCAAAUCGGGUUUCAUUGUCGGCGACCACAUCUCCAUUGCCGACAUCACCUGCAUAGGCUGGGUCAUGUGGGCGGCUUGGGCCGGCGUGGAGAUCGAUGAGUUCCCGACCUUGAAGAAAUGGGAGGAAAUGAUGUUGGCAAGGCCGGGCGUCAAGAAGGGUGCCGAUGUGCCCAAGCCGCUAAAUAUCAAGGAGAGGCUCAAGGACAAGGAUGCGGCGGACAAGUAUGCCAAGGAGUCGAGUUCGUGGAUCGUUCAGGGCAUGCACGAUGAUAAAAAGAAACAUGAAUCAUAGUGCCUGCUAAGCAUCGCCUGUGCCUUUGAGAGGAGGUGUGUGGCAACUGUAGGAUAAGUCUUUGCCAGGAUUGACAUAUUCUCCGCAAGGACAUACUAGGAUUCAAGUCAUGCCUUUUCAUGGACAAUUCCGCGCGGCUUCCCUGCACCUAUUCAAUGCAAGUCCACAACUUCGAUGAUUUCUUCACUUGCAUAAUACCGGGUCAACAGAUCCUGCCCGUUAAUCGGGCAUUCGCCUGCUCUUGGCCAUCUCCAGCAAGUGCAGAAGGGCGCUAGUACCGAUUUGUUCGGG